Molecule: messenger RNA, 666 nt
Organism: Pelobates cultripes (western spadefoot toad)
Lineage: Eukaryota; Metazoa; Chordata; Amphibia; Anura; Pelobatidae
Source: the annotation of a GenBank genome assembly
AUGAAAGGGGAACCCGCAGUGAUCACGGUGGUGCCACUCAAGAUGUCUCUUCCCACAAAAUUAAUUAAGCGAGCACUCAACAAUCCACAGCUCCAGCUCAGCCAACAGCAUACUACUCCUAAAAUGGCGGAGCUGGUGUGUGGGCCCUCUGCUGAACCACUACAGAUGUCAACUCUACACAAGCUGGACAACAUCUUUGCAGCAUUCCUAUCUCACGUGGCUGAGAAGCAGAAGGGUCCAUCGACACCUCCAAGCUACCACUCAGUUGCUGUCAUGCCUAUGGGGGAUCUUGCUGGGCUUUCGACUCCUGACGCAACCGGCCUCCAAGACUCUGCUACGCACCAUGCAAAGUCAGCGACCUGGAUGGUGGAAUUCCUGCUCCAGCUUCCCAGAUGGAGAGCAGAGCGGAACAGCAGCCAUGGGAUCAUGACCCUACCACCUACUUGCUUCUUUUCUGCUCAUACUGUCGACAGGACCUCAUGGUGUGAUUCCAGCACUCAUCUUACUGACUACCGGUGUGGUUAUAGCCUUGGUGGACUGUGCUAUCAGGUUCCAGCAGCUCCACAGAAUGGGUAUCGGCUAGCUUCAGGCAGCAAUGGUGGGCUUUUGGUAGUCAUAUCUUGUCUGCAAUGGGGACUGUUAUUUGUGAUACUUUAUGAGCACUGA